AUGAAAAGGGAGUCAACUGUGGGUCCUGAUAAGUAUACUUUUCCCUCUUUGAUUAAAGCUUGCUCUAAUGCAAACGCUUUGAGGGAAGGGAGGAUUAUUCAUGGGUUGAGUGUGAGGUAUGGGACGGAGGGUGAUGUGUUUGUGGGCUCCAGUUUGAUUGAUUUGUAUGGUAAGUGUGAGGAGAUUAACUCUGCACGCAAGGUGUUUGAUGGAAUGAGCGUGACAAAUGAGGUCUCUUGGACGGCUAUGAUGGUUGGAUAUUUAAAUUCUGGAGAUUUGUUCAAGGCGAAAUAUCUAUUUGAUGAAAUGCCUGUGAAGAGCUUGGUUACGUGGAAUGCCAUGAUUAAGGGGUUGGUGAGGUUGGGUGAAUUAAAGAGUGCUAGGACUUUGUUUGAUAAGAUGCCUGAGAGAAAUAAGGUCUCUUUUACAACAAUGAUUGAUGGGUAUGCCAAGGCUGGUGACAUGGCUGCUGCAAGGUUUUCCCUUCAUCCACCACCCUUCUGUUUGGAGGAUUCCGAAAGUCUACCUCAACCCAAAAAUAAAAGCCCCAAUAAUCAGGUGGAACUUGGACUUCUUGAAGACAUUUUUAUAAUAAAUGAGGGCAUAGCCAGUAAGAAGGGAGACAUUCUUUUAUGUUCAGAGGCCCCGAAUUUUGGUCCAUGCUGUAAGAAAGGCAGCAUAUUUUACAAGUUUCAUGUUGAUGUUGUUCAAAAGGCCUUUCUUAUUCUGAUGGCCUGGCUUGGUCAACAUGGAUCUUCGCUCAUGGGGCCCUUAUAG
Molecule: messenger RNA, 777 nt
Organism: Fraxinus pennsylvanica
Lineage: Eukaryota; Viridiplantae; Streptophyta; Magnoliopsida; Lamiales; Oleaceae
Source: the annotation of a GenBank genome assembly